Messenger RNA from Ilyonectria robusta, 2307 nucleotides. Its product is annotated as fungal-specific transcription factor domain-containing protein. Gene Ontology annotation, cellular component: nucleus. Gene Ontology annotation, biological process: DNA-templated transcription; positive regulation of transcription from RNA polymerase II promoter by galactose. NCBI's taxonomy places the organism in Eukaryota, Fungi, Ascomycota, Sordariomycetes, Hypocreales, Nectriaceae. The coding region runs from base 1 to 2307 and encodes 768 amino acids. Gene Ontology annotation, molecular function: RNA polymerase II cis-regulatory region sequence-specific DNA binding; DNA-binding transcription factor activity, RNA polymerase II-specific; zinc ion binding. The transcript is spliced from 5 exons. The record is from RefSeq and is a predicted model, not a curated record.
AUGACCGCUGACCAUGCCGGGAUGUUGGACGCCGCGACGCCGUCACCAUCUGCCGCGUCAGCGCGACCGGUGAAACGAGGCGCCUCGGUGGCGGAGAAUCGGAGGUCGAAGCGGGCGAAAUACGCUCCGGUGGCCUGCAAUGAGUGCAAGAAGAAGAAGCUCAAGUGCAUUAAAGAAGACAACGAGGAAACUUGCCGGAGAUGUAUCACCAGCGAGGCCACUUGCGUCUUUACUGUGACCAACCAGCCGCCGGCUUCGCAGUCGCAGUUGCAGCCACCGCCGCCAAAGGAAACCAGCCAUGAUGUCUCAACCGAUAAGGAUGAUGGCGACCGGUCGCACGAUAACAACUUGAGCGAUGAAGUUGCCAGGCUCCGGGACCAGGUCGCCUCCUUGACUGCAUCUCUCCGCGAAAUCAACAACAGAACCGCCUUUAUCAACUCACGCUCACCGGCUGUCACCACCCAGCAGAACCCAAGCCCAGUGUACAUGAGUGAAUCAAAUUAUCGCCCCAGUGAGCCGAGGCAACCGCAGUUCGUUGGCCCGACCAGGUCUACCUUCAGUCUGCGCAUCGCGGAAACCUCACUUACUCGCAUGGGCAUCCAGACCGGCGAAACUCCAGAGAGUAGAUCAGCGUCACCCGCACCGUCUGAGAAUCCUUCCCCAGAGAACUCGGCGCCGCAAGCAGGAGCCUCCCAGAAACAGGAGUCGGAUUGCUUGUUGAAUUUCGAGCUUGAUGAGAUCCAACGCCUACUGGAUGUCUACGAGGAAGAGGUCGAGUCUGUGUACCCUUUUACCAACAUAAAGGAAUUCUCAUUGCGGAUGCCCGAUAUUCUUGAAUACGUCCGGAAUGUAGGAGAUACACCUCCGGAUCCUGACAACCCGGUCGACCCCCAGACUCAAAUCGAGCUGAAAGACGUUCAGAUAGUCAAGGUUGCCCUUGCUACAUCGAUUGUCAUGGAAGCCAAAGGAUCCAAUGCCCUGAGUAGAAAGCUCGUUGACUCCGUUGAGUCAGUGGUUUGCCGAGUCUCGGGUGAGGCCAAGAUAGAUCUAAAAGAGGUGCAAAUCAUGACAAUACUCAGCAUCUACUUCUUCCACUGUGGCGAGGAACUUCUGGCCUGGCGCGCCAUCGGUAUUUCUAGUCGUGAAGUUCUAGAAAUAGGACUGCACCGCCAGGCAAUUCUCUUGGAAAACUUCAAGGGGCACAAAGAACGAGACCUGGCUGUGCGAACCUUCUGGUGUGUCUAUGUUCUCGAUCGACGUUGGAGCUUCGGCACGAGUCUAUCCUUUGCUCUCAUCGACAAAGACAUUGAUCCGGAAUUACCUGAACCUGGCGAUGACUAUCCCUAUCUCCGAUGUAUGGUCGCUUAUGGCAGGCUUUGUUCAAAGGUCUGGGAGGCUCUUCCGCCUUUUGAGUUGCCAUCUCAAUUCAUUCCCAAGGAUUCAGUCGCCUUCUUGGAUUUCCUGACCCAGAACUGGCUCAAUGCAAUCCCGUCAGACCUCCAGCUCCGACAUCCUCGUCUGGGUCUCGCACCACGAAACCAACCCCGAGUGCUGCACCGUUUGCGGAUGCUUCUGUACCUCCGCGGCAAUCAUAUGCGUACACUCAUCCACCGCCAUCAUCUCCUUAGCACUUCAAGCAUCAAGGCAGAUAUGCACGGUGCCCGGUUAGUCCUCGAUAUCGCGCAGGACACCAUUGAGGUGCUAGUCCACUUGAAUGACACGAGCGAUAUAUAUGCACGGCAGCAGAACGCCUUCAACUACUUCCUAUUAAGCGCGCUGGCUGCCAUUCUUCUCGCAGUCUGCCAUGCGCCGAAUGUGUUUGCGGAGCCGUGUCGGGAGAGCUUUCUGAAGGCUGUGCAACUAGUCAAGAGCUUCGCCCGCGAUGGACAUGCAAGCCGGAGGCUGUGGAAAACCAUCCGCGGCCUGCUCCCUGGGUUCAAGGUAUUUGGCCUACAAAGCGACUCGGACAAGGGCGAGGGGCCUCGAGCCUUGACGAACGGCGGUGCAAGCUUGGAAAUACCAGUAGCUGAUGACACAGGAAAGAAAGCGCCGGAGAGAGCGGACACUUCGACGAGAUUUGGGGACAUGUGGGAUUCUCAGGAUAUGAGCCCUCACAUCGAUACAUCAGUUCCAGAUAUGCUCAGGAUGGGCGGGGAUCUGAUGAGUCUUUUUGAUGCAUUUGGUCAAACACAUGCUACACAGCCGGGAACGCCCGGUAUGCCACUUGGCUUUUCAGGCUUGGAGGACCCGGGGAUGCCCAUUGGGGAUCCAGAAGAGAUUUCUCGCCGAUUUCAGGGGUUGAUAUAG